AUUCUAAGUUCUACGUGCUCUAAAACCAUGUACUUACUGAAAACCUGACAAACUGUUAUGAAACUGUGCAACUGUCAGAAGAAAAGUUAUUCCACCUUAGAAUGUGCUCUUGUAUUUAAGACACUUUUCAAGAAAUAAGUAUACAAACUGCACACUGACAAAUUCAACUAAUCAAAGACUCCACAGUGGAGCAUCAAAGAAGGCAGGAUGCUUUGUUCAGUCUUGAACGUGUUAACAUGAGGUUUAUUAUGUUACAGAAAACCUUUCUGGAGGUUAAGAAAAUCCAUCAGCUAUUCUAGAUUUGUUAAGAAGAAACAAAAUUUUCAAAAAUUAUCGUUAAAAGGAUGUGUCUAUAGGGAAAGACUGGUGUUCAAAUUCUGAAGCAAAUGCCCUGAGGCUCACAGAUUUAUUAUAGCGAAUCAGACAGGCGACAGUACAUGAGAAAAGUAGUGCAUGUGUAGUGAGGUGGACAACAUUUGGGACCUCUCCUUGUCGAAGAGCCGUGACAGCAAAAUCACUUCCUGAGGAAGGAGGAGCAAAAGGGAAGUUAAGAGGCCAUCCUGACCAGGAAGUGACUCGCCCUAAACUAAUCCCAAUUAUAUCUACAAAUGGGGGGAUGGGGUGAGCCCCAACUGCUAAAGGCGGUAAAAUAACUGCUUUUUGAUAUGUCGCAACAUAACCACCACCCUCUCGCAAAAUUACAGAAAAAAGUCCACAGUCACGAUCCAAUAAAGGAAACGUCUGUUCCCUUGCAGGGAGGCCCCUGGGCUGUGCCCCAGGCCUGAGAGGAAAGGAGAGUCGAGGAACGAGGAACUGGGGCCACCGUGAGGCAGAGUAAAGCCCCGUAAGAAGGCAGCGUCCCGACUGCGGAGAGCGUAUGUCAGCAUGGACCAAGAAGCUUCUUUUUCCUGUGGACACUGCCAGGCUCCCAACGCAGCCGCGCCGGGCCCCAGUCCCCUGUCGGGGGAGGAGGUGAGAGAGAGGCGGACCCCUUACCUUCUCCUCAUCCGACACACGAUCAUCGAAGUCGGCCAUCUUGGGCUGUUCUGGCCCAGCCCGGCUGCGGGCGCGAGGCAGGCCGGGAAGAAAGCCGAGUGAUGGAAUCACCGCGGCGGCCGUCGGAAGGACCCGCCCGGAAAUGCCGACCAAGAGGGCGCCAUGUCAGUUAUGCGCGCGAGUGACGUCUCCUAACGCCAGCGCCCGCGCCCCAGGAACGACUGUAUUUUUAAAUUCAUUGACACCCAAAUUCUAUGUGGCACUUACAGGGACAUCUUCACUGAUAUCAGGACUAAUAUUUAUAUUUGAAUGGUGGUACUUCCAUAAGCAUGGCACAUCUUUUAUUGAGCAAGUAUCUGUAAGCCAUUUGCAACCACUGAUGGGAGGAACAGAGAGCAGCAUUUCAGAACCAGGUUCUCCUUCGAGGAACAGAGAAAGUGAAACCAGCAGACAGAAUUUGUCAGAAUGUAAGGUAUGGAGAAACCCUCUAAAUCUUUUCAGAGGAGCAGAAUAUAGGAGAUACACUUGGGUGACUGGUAAAGAGCCACUUACAUACUAUGACAUGAACCUGUCAGCUCAGGACCAUCAGACCUUUUUCACCUGUGACACAGAUUUUUUACGUCCUUCAGACACAGUUAUGCAGAAGGCAUGGAGGGAAAGAAAUCCUCCAGCUCGAAUCAAAGCAGCCUAUCAAGCUUUAGAAUUAAACAAUGACUGUGCCACUGCAUAUGUUCUACUGGCUGAGGAAGAAGCAACAACUAUUGUAGAUGCUGAAAGGUUAUUUAAACAGGCACUCAAGGCAGGAGAAACAAUUUAUAGGCAGUCACAGCAAUGCCAGCACCAAAGUCCUCAGCAUGAAGCUCAACUGAGGAGAGAUACCAAUGUACUGGUAUAUAUUAAAAGAAGAUUGGCAAUGUGUGCAAGAAAAUUAGGAAGAAUAAGAGAAGCAGUAAAAAUAAUGAGAGAUUUGAUGAAAGAAUUUCCUCCUCUUACCAUGGUGAACAUCCAUGAAAAUCUCUUAGAAUCACUUUUAGAAUUACAGGCCUAUGCAGAUGUUCAGGCAGUCCUAGCAAAAUAUGAUGAUAUAAGCCUUCCAAAGUCAGCAGCAAUCUGUUACACAGCAGCACUGUUGAAGACAAGGACUGUUUCAGAAAAAUUCUCUCCAGAAACAGCCUCCAGAAGAGGAUUAAGCACAGCAGAAAUUAAUGCCGUGGAAGCAAUUCAUAGAGCUGUGGAAUUUAAUCCUCAUGUUCCAAAAUAUUUAUUAGAGAUGAAAAGUUUAAUUUUACCUCCAGAACACAUUCUGAAACGGGGUGAUAGUGAAGCAAUUGCCUAUGCUUUCUUUCAUCUUCAGCACUGGAAACGAAUAGAAGGUGCUCUUAAUCUGUUACAGUGUACAUGGGAAGGCACUUUUAGAAUGAUUCCAUACCCAUUAGAGAAAGGACAUCUAUUUUACCCUUAUCCCAGCUGCACAGAGAUGGCUGAUAGAGAGCUAUUACCUACCUUUCAUCAUGUUUCUGUUUACCCAAAAAAGGAGCUUCCUUUGUUCAUCCAUUUCACAGCAGGAUUUUCCUCUUCUACAGCAAUGAUAGCCAUUCUCACUCACCAGUUUCCUGAAAUCAUGGGUAUUUUUGCUAAAGCUGUGCUGGGACUCUGGUGCCCCCAACCCUGGGCAUCCUCAGGCUUUGAGGAGAAUACACAGGAUUUGAAGUCAGAAGACCUAGGUUUGAGUUCUGGCUGAGCCACACACUGUUCAUGUGACCUUGGACAAAUCACCAAAUUUUUCUGAACAGCAUCUGUAAAGUGACAGUAACCCCUACCUCACAGGGUUGUUGUGAGGAUUACAUAUAUGCUAAAGCAUUUUGCAUAUGAAAAAGCUUCUUAUGAAUAUUGUUAUUCCUGGGGAAACCCCACCUUGGAAGCUGUCAAAAAGGACAACUGUAGAUGAAAUUGUCUUCCUUUUUUCUUCAUUCAGCUUAGCCUUUCUGUUUGGCCAGGGCUGCUUACAGGGGCUGUUGGGGUUGAAGUAAAGUCACCGCAUUUUGGCUUCUUUGGUCAAAGAGAAAGAACUCUAAUGUCCAGCUGCUCCAUCGAUAUACUCAUAGAAUGGAAGUGAGCAAAGGAAAAUUUUAAGCCAGGAUAGUUUACAGUUAGGGGGCCAACAGGAGAAUGCUUGCCUUGCAUUUGCAAAUCCAGAAUGACUAAAACAUCUUAAGUAAAUGAGGAAUAGCCACAAAGAUGCUCAGAGAUAAUGUAAGCCAUGAGUGGGAAGUGGGAAAAUGAGUUUGUCAACGCCCUCUCUUUUCUAUCCCUUUACCUUUGAGGUCAGGGACAGGGCAUAUUACUGACACCCCACUGGCUAUUGCCCUAUACCUGCCAAUCACCCAAAGAAAAUAAUAGCUUCUAAGAAAGCUCAAUUCACUGUAGCAACUGUGAUAUAUUUACCCUAAUAAAGCUACCACUUGGUCUUUUCCAGUGCUUCUCUCUUAUGGAGAUCAUCCCUGGAAUCCAAAGCUCUCCAGUUUUCUAACCCAGUUAAGAGUUAAAAACAACCACAGGUCAUGAGCAGUAGGCUUGGCAGUUAUACCUCAUGCAGUCAUAGGAGACUGCCCCAUCAUUCUCAGCACAUAGGGUGCACAUCUCACUAUCUCUGGCAUGAGCCAGCCUUGCAAACUUGUACAGUCUCAGCCACUCUGCUUCGGUGGUAAUUCUUCACCACUGAUCUCUCUUCACCAUGCCCUUUCUGCAUCCUUCCCCCAACCACCCACCAGAGGAGUUCUGGUCCUCAAACCAAAGAGUUGCCUGCAGGUUGGUAAUGUAACUUUGUAGAUAUUCCUUGAUUAAAGCUAGCCUGUUGGUAUCCUUUUUGAA
This is a messenger RNA of Pongo pygmaeus (Bornean orangutan), 3867 nucleotides long. It is a transcript of the gene ST7L, whose product is annotated as suppression of tumorigenicity 7 like. The coding region runs from base 1139 to 2737 and encodes 532 amino acids. The transcript has 15 exons. The record is from RefSeq and is a predicted model, not a curated record. Lineage: Eukaryota; Metazoa; Chordata; Mammalia; Primates; Hominidae. Gene Ontology annotation, molecular function: protein binding.